AUGGCAAAACAUGCCGUUCCCUUCCCCACCACUCAUCAGCAAGAAGAGCCACUGUCGUUCGUCGGCGGGCGCCCUCCUGUUCCGCCCCGCUUACAUUCUACUCCCUCCCUCCCUAAUCUCGGGAUUCCGCAUAACUACGGCUCCUCGCCAGGUUCCCCGUUCCCCCCUCAGGGUCCCGCCCGACACCGCCCUCACCUUCGGCCCCUCGACUUGGCGUCUUCUCCGUCGUCCUCGCCCACCCCUAAAAAGGACCCGUCCGAGCACUUGCGCCGCCCGCCCAUACUCCUCACGCCCCCCCUUACGCCUUCAUCGUCCUUUAACUCUAACACGAACGACACACCGUCUACCCCGCCCGAGCCACGAUCGCCUCUCCGUUGGUUGAGCGCAUCCGAUCGCGAACGCGUCUUCGCUGCCGCUCAUUCCACAUACGCUGCCGGAAUCAAGAGUCUUGCGAGCGUGUCCAACUCCGUCGGCUGCAACAACGCCGGCUACCUUACCCCCACAAGCGCCCACUCUCAGUCAAUGUCUUCCGACGACGGCUCCGGAUCGGCCUCUGGCCCCGGGACCACGCCGGAGAUCUCUAGCCUCGCGUCUGGUCUUGCUAGCGCGGAGAUUACCCCGAGGGAAGAACGUACCUUUGUGCUGGGUAGUCAGGUGGAUGCUCCGCUCGACUUGGAGAUUGGAGAGAGAUGUAGCGAAACCCCUACCAGGCUGCUCAUGGUCCGUCAUAUUCCACCGACUGCAGCCUCAAGCGCUCUGCUCGACUCCUUCUCCAGCCUCGGUGACGUAAAGGGUAUCCUCGCCCGCUUCCAGGCUACCCACGGUGUCGUCAUCUUGGCCUUUUACGAUACCCGCCACGCUGCGCGGGCUCUCAGGCACAUCGCGGGCCACAAGUUUCCAGCGCUCGACAAUGUCCGCCUGGAGGCUGAAUUUGUGUCUCCCGGUCGUGUGGAGAAAAUGACGGCCACGGAGGAUUUCAUCUCUGAGCUGGACGGUUCCUUCUUCGUAACGGUAGAGGGCCGCGCCGUCGAGCCGAGGGAUGUGCAGAAAAUGCUCGCGUCGUUUGGCGAGCUGGCCUCAUUCUCCGCGUCAGGCUCGGACUCGUGCGAUCAGACCUUCCACGUGGACUUUUGCGACUGCAGGGACGCCACGAACGCCUACAGGGCGCUCAACAAUCGCACCAUCUUCGGUGCCAGGCUCACCCUCAUUUCUAAUAUGGACGCGCUCGAUCACCCUGCUCGGCUGAUGCAAAGCGGUGCGCGGAGCUCAAGCCCGGACGCCGCAUUGCCGCGCGGCGCGGAAGGCCGGACCCGCCCAAGGAGCGUGAGUGCGAGUGAAGGCGUGGGCACCCCAGAUGCUGUGAGGCGGCUGAGAAAGGCGAAGGAAUCUUCCCAAGACCACGGUAGGCGGCCCUCGAAUGACCUGUUCUUUGACGCCGUCGGCAAGGCUCUCGACCCCUCUUAUCCCGCACCGUCGAGACCUCGCAGUAUCAGCGCCAGCGCAGAGGAUUUCGUCCCUGCCGCUACUAUGCAGCCCCCCGUCAAUGGAUAUGUCAUUCCCGGCCCUCACUACCCUUAUUCCGAGCCGCAUUACGGCUACGCCCAUCCAGGAACUGUGGCCCCCAUCUACGCCCCUCAUGGAGCUGCUCCCUAUGCUUACCCCGCCGCCUACCCCCCCGGUAUGCGCAUGUACAUGGGCGACACCAGUGCCAGUGCCAAGGGCUACUGGACCUACGCCGCCGCGCCGGCCCCACAGGUUGAAUACUACCUGCACGACGUCGGGCGACCCUCUCUGUAUCCGCCGCCCAUGGUCCCCACCGCCUCGCCUCGCGCUGAGUCUCAGAGCCGAACGCCGGAGCUCCGUGUCAACGACCCGCCUCGCGUCUGCCUUCCUUUCCCUGACGACCAGGCCCACUCCCCAUCUUCCGGAGAGAGAGCGGGCGAGAUGCCGCAUUGUGGCCAGCGCGCUCCGGGGACCAAGAACGUUGUCGACAUCGCGGCCAUUGAGAGUGGUGUGGACACGCGAACCACGGUGAUGAUCAAGAACAUCCCGAACAAGAUGAGCGACAAGGACCUCUUGAACUUCAUCAACCGGGUCUGCCCGCGCCGUAUCGACUUCAUGUACCUGCGGAUGGAUUUCCAGAACGGCUGUAACGUGGGCUAUGCAUUCGUCAACUUCAUUACCGUGCAGGAUUUGUUGCACUUUGCGCGCACGCAGCUCGGCGUCAAGUGGAACAUGUACUCGAGCGAGAAAGUCUUGCAGAUGUGCUACGCCACAUACCAGGGGAAGGAGUCGCUCGUCGAGAAGUUCAAGAACUCUUGCAUCAUGGACGAGCGCGAGGCCUGGCGUCCGAAGAUCUUCUUUUCGGACGGAGCGAACCAGGGCAUGCCCGAGCCGUUCCCACCGCCGACGCACUUGCGCAGGAAGGAGCGGAGCCAGAACAACCGCGGCGCCCUCUUCGUUCCAGGCACGCACCACCAGGCCUCGGGCGGCGGUGGUGGACUCUACCACCAUCGUCCCCAUCCCCUUCGCAUGUCGGGCCGGUAAUUUCCGCCACCGCCGACGCGGAGAAGAUGUCCUUCCUUCUCAUCCGGACGCCGUGACGUUCUCUGGCUUCUCAGUAGACUCGUAUCGUUGGACUCACUGCUCGGGUCUGGAACCCGACGUCGUCGGACUAUCGUCUCUAUCCCUCUUCCUCGAAGUGUACUAAUCCCCCCGUCUGUUGCUACAUUCCGCUGCCCACGUCGCUCUUUUGACUCGUCCGAGACUCACCUUGCAACUGCUUUACACGAUCGCAUUCCUGUGUAUUCACUCGCUGACAUUCGCCUGCUCUUCCUCUGUCUGUUGUCCAGUCAUCAUCCCAAGAUGCAUCACUCGCUGUGUCCUGUCCAGUACCCUCGCCUCAUCUCAUUCCAUAUCCAUCGCUCUCUCCAGUAGAUAGUACUAGCUGUUUAUUUGCAUACGUUCUCGGCAUUCCCGCUGUAUAAGUUUAUUCUACAUCCGUCGCUGUUUGCCACAUCCGUGCUCUUUGCUUCGAGCGCCCCAGUGGCCAAGUCGUCCUUUGUUCCGAUUCAUGUAAUCGUGCCCCUUAUUCC
Molecule: messenger RNA, 3095 nt
Organism: Trametes versicolor FP-101664 SS1
Lineage: Eukaryota; Fungi; Basidiomycota; Agaricomycetes; Polyporales; Polyporaceae
Exons: 12
Coding region: 1-2547 (848 amino acids)
Molecular function (GO): RNA binding
Source: RefSeq, a predicted model, not a curated record